This is a messenger RNA of Tribolium madens (black flour beetle), 1445 nucleotides long. It is a transcript of the gene Cdk5, whose product is annotated as cyclin-dependent-like kinase 5. Gene Ontology annotation, molecular function: ATP binding; cyclin-dependent protein serine/threonine kinase activity. The record is from RefSeq and is a predicted model, not a curated record. Gene Ontology annotation, biological process: synaptic vesicle transport; protein phosphorylation; axonogenesis. Gene Ontology annotation, cellular component: cytoplasm; nucleus. The transcript is spliced from 3 exons. NCBI's taxonomy places the organism in Eukaryota, Metazoa, Arthropoda, Insecta, Coleoptera, Tenebrionidae. The coding region runs from base 101 to 997 and encodes 298 amino acids.
AUAUUUUAAGUGGCAAAAACAUAAAAACAAACAUAACCCCCAAAUAGUACAGAAAAUUCGAAUAUAGUGGUUGAUUCUGCUAUCCGAAAACCUUUUCGCGAUGCAGAAGUAUGAAAAGUUGGAGAAAAUCGGCGAGGGCACAUACGGCACCGUUUUCAAAGCAAAAAACCGCGAAACACAUGAAAUCGUAGCCCUCAAAAGAGUGCGCUUGGACGACGAUGACGAGGGGGUACCAUCUUCAGCCUUACGCGAAAUAUGCUUACUGAAGGAACUUAAACACAAAAACAUCGUCCGCUUGUACGAUGUCUUGCACAGUGAUAAGAAAUUGACUCUAGUUUUUGAACACUGUGAUCAAGAUCUCAAGAAGUAUUUUGAUAGCUUAAACGGUGAUAUUGAUCUAGACGUAGUUAAAUCCUUCAUGUACCAGUUAUUAAGAGGUCUAGCGUUUUGUCAUAGUCAUAAUGUGUUACACAGAGACCUGAAACCACAAAAUUUGCUCAUCAACAAGAACGGCGAGUUGAAAUUGGCCGAUUUCGGGUUAGCGAGGGCUUUCGGGAUUCCGGUGAAGUGUUAUUCGGCCGAAGUGGUGACCUUGUGGUACCGGCCUCCCGAUGUCUUGUUUGGGGCCAAAUUGUACACUACGUCGAUUGAUAUGUGGUCAGCAGGGUGUAUUUUUGCGGAAUUGGCCAAUGCCGGUCGGCCGUUAUUUCCGGGUUCUGACGUUGAUGACCAAUUGAGGCGGAUUUUUAAAUUAUUGGGGACCCCCACUGAAGAGACUUGGAGCGGAAUGACUCAACUUCCGGAUUAUAAACCGUUUCCACUUUAUCAGCCUAACAUGAGCUUAUCUCAGGUUGUGCCUAAAUUAGGGAACAGAGGUCGAGAUCUUUUACAAAGACUACUAGUUUGUAACCCCAUGGGAAGGAUGUCCGCAGAUGACGCCAUGGCGCACUCUUAUUUCAGUGAUUUAAAUCCUGCAAUUAAAAAUGACCGAUGCUAACUUAUUUUUUACUUAAUUUUAAAACGUUCGUUGUCUAGUCAUAACCAAGUUAUUUUUAUCUUGUUUAUUUGGGGUGUACAACAGGUACACUGACCGGCAUAAUUAUUGCAUCAUUUAAAAUUUAAGAAAAUGUCAAAUUAUCAAAAUCACCGCUAAUUUCCGAGAGACAACAAUAAAAAACUGAGCUUUCCAAACUCGAGGAGGCAAUACCAGGUAUUAGGGGUUGCCUACGAAUGUAAGAAAAGGUUAUAUAAACUAAAGAACUGAUCCGCACGGAAUUCACUUUUUUGUUUCAUAACUUAACGUUAGUUACAGCUUGUUCCAAGUCUGGUGGCCAACUGACGUUGUCAAAAAUGACUGAAUUUUGACACUAAACAUAUGUUUACUAUUAAAAAAAUAUUGUUCAUAGGCGUCGUAUGAAAUAAUAUUUCAAAACCACUCUGUUAUU